GCAAACCAUUGAAAUAAAUGUUUACUUAAUUUGAUUAAAAGUAUGUGCCUUUAUGUUUUCAUUUGGUAGACUUGAGUUUGAAGAAACUGAAGAACCUGAUUUUACUGCAUUAUGUCAGAAAUUAAAGGUACCAGAUCAUGUCAGAGAAAGAGCUUGGUUAACUUGGGAGAAAGUUUCAUCUGUGGAUGGAGUAUUGGAAGGUUAUAUUCAAAAGAAAAAGGAACUAUGGGGAAUCUGUAUCUUUAUUGCGGCAGUUGACCUAGAUGAGAUGCCAUUCACUUUCACUGAGCUGCAGAAAAGCAUAGAAACCAGUGUCUAUAAAUUCUUUGACUUACUAAAAGAAAUUGAUACCAGUACCAAAGUUGAUAAUGCUAUGUCAAGACUAUUGAAGAAGUAUAAUGUACUGUGUGCACUCUACAGCAAAUUAGAAAGGACAUGUGAACUUAUAUACUUGGCACAACCCAGCAGUUCGAUAUCUACUGAUAAUUCUAUGUUGGUGCUAAAAGUUUCUUGGAUCACAUUUUUACUAGCUAAAGGGGAAGUAUUGCAAGUGGAAGAUGAUCUGGUGAUCUCAUUUCAGUUAAUGCUCUGUGUCCUUGACUAUUUUAUCAAACUCUCACCUCCUGCAUUGCUCAAAGAACCAUAUAAAACAGCUGUAAUACCUAUUAAUGGUUCACCUCGAACACCAAGGCGAGGUCAGAACAGGAGUGCACGGAUAGCAAAACAACUAGAAAAUGAUACAAGAAUUAUUGAAGUUCUCUGUAAAGAACAUGAAUGUAAUAUAGAUGAGGUGAAAAAUGUUUAUUUCAAAAAUUUUAUCCCUUUUAUGAAUUCUCUUGGAAUUGUAGCUUCUAAUGGACUUCCAGAGGUGGAAAGUCUCUCUAAACAGUAUGAAGAAAUUUACCUUAAAAACAAAGAUCUAGAUGCAAGAUUAUUUCUGGAUCAUGAUAAAACUCUUCAGGCUGAUCCUACAGACAGUUCUGAAAUGCAGAGAACUCCACAAAAAAGUAAUCCCGACGAAGAGGUGAAUGUGAUUCUUCCACAGACUCCAGUUAGGACUGUUAUGAAUACCAUUCAGCAAUUAAUGAUGAUCUUAAAUUCAUCAAGUGAUCAACCAUCAGAAAACCUGAUUUCCUACUUUAAUAAUUGCACAGUGAAUCCAAAGGAAAGUAUCCUGAAAAGAGUGAAGAAUAUUGGACACAUCUUUAAAGAGAAAUUUGCUAAAGCUGUGGGACAGGGAUGUAUAGAAAUUGGAUCACAGCGAUAUAAACUUGGAGUCCGAUUGUAUUACCGAGUAAUGGAAUCCAUGCUUAAAUCAGAAGAAGAACGAUUAUCCAUUCAGAAUUUUAGCAAACUGCUGAAUGACGACAUCUUUCAUAAGUCUUUGUUGGCAUGCGCUCUUGAGGUUGUUAUGGCUACAUAUAGCAGAAGUACGUCUCAGAAUCUUGAUACUGGAACAGAUUUGUCCUUUCCAUGGAUUUUGAAUGUACUCAAUUUAAAAGCUUUUGAUUUUUACAAAGUGAUUGAAAGUUUUAUCAAAGCAGAAGCCAACUUGACCAGAGAAAUGAUUAAACAUUUAGAACGAUGUGAACAUCGAAUCAUGGAAUCUCUUGCAUGGCUCUCAGAUUCACCUUUAUUUGACCUUAUUAAACAAGCAAAGGACCGAGAGGGACCAGCUGAUCACCUUGAGUCUCCUUGUUCUCUCAACCUUCCUCUGCAGAACAAUCACACUGCAGCAGACAUGUAUCUUUCUCCUGUAAGAUCCCCAAAGAAAAAAGGGUCAACUACACGUGUAAAUUCUACGGCAAAUUCAGAGGCUCAAGCAACCUCAACCUUCCAGACUCAGAAGCCAUUGAGAUCUACCUCCCUCUCACUCUUUUACAAAAAAGUGUACCGACUAGCGUAUCUUCGACUAAAUACCCUGUGUGCACGCCUUCUGUCUGACCACCCAGAACUAGAACACAUCAUCUGGACCCUUUUCCAGUACACACUGCAAAACGAGUACGAACUCAUGAGAGACAGGCAUUUGGACCAGAUUAUGAUGUGUUCCAUGUAUGGCAUAUGCAAGGUGAAGAAUAUAGACCUUAAGUUCAAAAUCAUUGUAACAGCAUACAAAGAUCUUCCUCAUGCUGUUCAGGAGACAUUCAAGCGUGUUUUGAUCAGAGAAGAGGAGUAUGAUUCCAUUAUCGUGUUCUAUAAUUCAGUCUUCAUGCAGAGACUGAAAACAAACAUUUUGCAGUAUGCUUCCACCAGGCCACCUACCUUGUCACCAAUUCCUCACAUUCCUCGAAGCCCUUACAAGUUUUCUAGUUCACCUUUAAGGAUCCCUGGGGGGAACAUCUAUAUAUCACCCCUAAAGAAUCCAUAUAAAAUUUCAGAAGGUCUGCCAACGCCAACAAAAAUGACUCCAAGAUCAAGAAUCUUAGUAUCAAUUGGUGAAUCAUUUGGGACUUCUGAGAAGUUCCAGAAAAUAAAUCAAAUGGUAUGUAACAGCGACCGUGUGCUCAAAAGAAGUGCCGAAGGAAGCAACCCUCCUAAACCGCUGAAAAAACUGCGCUUUGACAUUGAAGGAUCAGAUGAAGCAGAUGGAAGUAAACAUAUCCCAGGGGAGUCCAAGUUUCAACAGAAACUGGCAGAAAUGACAUCUACUCGAACACGAAUGCAAAAGCAGAAAAUGAAUGAUAGCAUGGAUACCUCACACAGGGAAGAAAAGUGAGGCGCUCACGAUCUUGGAAGGCACCCUGUACACCCCCAGCUUCACUGUCUCCCACAGAUCUGACUGUAGAACUCUGCCAGGUUCUGUUCACGGCCGCAUUUAAUAUAUACCUUCAGCUCUUUUUGUGGAUGUAAAGUGCAUAGAUGCACACUGAGUAUUUGUGCAGGGGAUUCCUAAGCCACUUGCAACAUUGUAGUCAAUAGAACAUACAUUGUUAUUGUACAAGAUUGAAAAUCUUGUGUAAAUCCUGCCAUUUAAAAAGUUGUAGCAGAUGUUUCCAUUUCCAAAGUAAAACUGCUCCACUUUACAAAUGGCAGGAUAGCCUGGGGGUGCGAGCUCUCAGCCCACGCCUCUCAGAGUACUUGUGGCAUGUAUGUGAUAUUUGCUAUUAUUUUUAUUAAUUUAUAUUUAUUUUUUUAAUUUAACAUGACCACCCUUAGAAAAAUGCGUCUUGUCUUCCAAAUACAAUUUGGCUGACUGCCCCUCCAUUCACCCAAAUGAUCCUGAACUCUUGUGCUAAAACAGGUAUUAGAAACUAGAAAAAAAAAUGACUAAUUUUUACACAUUAGAUUUUAGUUUACUAAUGGAAACUAAACAGAUGUACUGUGUUUGUUUUUUUUAUAAAUUUUAGUUUUAAAAUACAAGCCGAAAGCAAAGUAUAAAC
Molecule: messenger RNA, 3380 nt
Organism: Vicugna pacos (alpaca)
Lineage: Eukaryota; Metazoa; Chordata; Mammalia; Artiodactyla; Camelidae
Source: RefSeq, a predicted model, not a curated record